Microplitis mediator is the source of this 1812-nucleotide messenger RNA. Its product is annotated as solute carrier family 25 member 16-like. Gene Ontology annotation, cellular component: mitochondrial inner membrane. The record is from RefSeq and is a predicted model, not a curated record. The coding region runs from base 411 to 1358 and encodes 315 amino acids. NCBI's taxonomy places the organism in Eukaryota, Metazoa, Arthropoda, Insecta, Hymenoptera, Braconidae. The transcript has 8 exons. Gene Ontology annotation, biological process: transmembrane transport.
GAGGAAAUAAUUCAUUAAAUUAACUGUGAUAACUAAAUGACAUGUUAUGGCUAUCAUUCGAGCUAAUAAACAAUAACAAUACUUUGCGAUUAAAACAACAAAGCUCAAGCCAUCGAAAGUACUUAUUUUAACAUACUUCCAACACAAACAGUGUUGGUUAUCUCGUACUUUCACCAGCAGCUACGGUACAACUUCCAUAACCUGGAUUAUUGCGGGCACACAUGACACGUCUUGUGUGCUCUGUCCGCUCUGUCAAGAAAAAAAAUUCUCCAAAGACGCGUGCGCGUAUGAACAUGACAGUUGUGUUGUUAGUGAGUGAUCACCAUCAUCAUCAUCAUCAGCAGUAGCAAGACCUAUAAGAAUUUUACCCACUUUCUAAAUUAAUAAAAUUAUAAAAUUAGUUUUCCAAAAUGGAGUUAAUCGACAAACAAAACAAUUAUGUUUUUGUUUUUAAAAGUUUAUUUGCUGGUGGUGUCGCUGGAAUGUGUUCGAAAACUGCUGUCGCUCCUUUAGACAGAAUUAAAAUACUUUUACAAGCUCACAGUAAUCAUUAUAAACAUUUUGGGGUUUUUUCCGGUCUGAAAGAAAUAAUUCAGAAAGAAAAAUUCCUGGCACUCUACAAAGGAAAUUUUGCUCAAAUGAUUAGAAUAUUUCCUUAUGCAGCCACACAGUAUACGUCAUUUGAAAUAUAUAAAAAGUAUUUAGGAACGGUGUUUGGUAAAAAUUCUCAUAUAGACAAAUUUAUCGCUGGAUCAUGUGCUGGAGUGACGUCAGUAACUCUGACAUAUCCUCUGGAUACUAUCAGAGCUAGACUUGCAUUUCAAGUGACCGGUGAGCAUAUUUACACCGGUAUUGUCCAUACCGCGAUGUCUAUUUUCAAAGAUGAAGGAGGAUUAACGGCAUUAUAUCGUGGAUUUUGGCCAACUAUACUGGGCAUGAUACCAUAUGCUGGUUUUUCAUUCUACUCAUUUGAAUAUCUCAAAUUUUUCUGUAUGAAGUACCUGCCUCACUAUUUAUGCAACGACUGUCCAAGAAAUACCGGUGGCCUUGUUUUAACAUUACCGGCAAAAUUACUCUGUGGGGGAAUUGCUGGUGCUGUUGCACAAAGCUUCUCUUAUCCACUCGAUGUCACCAGGAGACGUAUGCAAUUAGCCAUGAUGGAUCCAGCUACGCACAAAUACGGAUCGGGAAUGGUGUCGACGAUUAAAUUAAUUUACUUUGAAAACGGAGUAACAAAAGGACUUUACAGGGGGAUGAGUAUAAAUUAUCUUCGUGCUAUACCAAUGGUGUCUGUUAGCUUCACGACUUAUGAACUGAUGAAACAACUGCUGGAUUUAGACACCGGAAUGAAAAUUUAGUAGCUUAAUUUAUUUAUUCUGAUUAUUAUUUAACGGAUUGAAGUUUACUUCAGGAAAUUAAUUUUAUUCCUCAAAAAGACAUAGUCUAUUUAUAUUUAGUAUCGAUUGUAAUUGUAAGUGUUGCAUUAGCUAAAAUAAUAAUUGCACUUUUAUACCUCAAGUAAAUGUUAAAAAUAAUAGUAAUAUAUUUUAUAUGCUGACUUUUAUAUAAAUAAAUUUACCUUUUGUAUUAAUAAUUGAAAAAUUGUUUUAAUUUAAUAAAUUAUUUAGAUAAUUACAAGUAUUAAAUUCCAAUAAUGACCUUUUUAUUUUUUUUUUGACUAAAUUAAAUUUAAUGUGCAAGCGAAAAAAAAGUUAACGCGUCAGCGUUAAAAAAACGCAUAGUAAGCAUAACUAGAUAAGUAAAAACAUAAAUUACGUCUUAUCCAAGUAAUUGCCCGCUAUAGAAAUAUUA